UUUGAGUUCGAGUCGGCUGCCCGGCAGUUCAUGGUGAGCACCCUGCGCAUGGCCAAGAGCUUCCGACCCAAGCAGCUCUGGGGGUUCUACCUCUUCCCUGACUGCUACAACCAUGACUACAGCAAGAAUAAGGAGAGCUACACCGGGCAGUGCCCGGACGUGGAGAAGACUCGCAACGACCAGCUGGCUUGGCUCUGGAGGGAGAGCAUGGCCCUCUACCCCUCCAUCUACCUCGACUUGCUCCUGGCCUCCACCCCCAACAGCCGCAAGUUCGUGCGGGCGCGGGUGAUGGAAGCCAUGCGCAUCUCGCAGCAGCACCACGACAGCUACUCCCUGCCUGUCUUCGUCUACACCCGGCCCACCUACAUCCGCAAGCUGGAUGUGCUCAGCCAGCUGGAUCUGAUCUCCACCAUCGGAGAGAGCGCGGCACUGGGUGCAGCCGGGGCCAUUUUCUGGGGUGAUGCAGACUACACCAAAAACCGGGACUCGUGCCAGAUCAUCAAGAACUACCUGGAGGGGGACCUGGGUCGCUACAUCGUGAACGUCACGACAGCAGCGCAACUCUGCAGCACGACGCUGUGCCAUGGCCAGGGCCGCUGCCUGCGCCGAGAUGGCACCGCUGACGUCUUCCUCCACCUCAACUCCACCAGCUUCCAGCUGCGGCGCCGGAAUGAGGACCACCCCCAGCGCCCUCUCUUCUGGGCUGAGGGCCAGCUAUCCUCUGCUGACACCCUCUUCCUACGGAUCUCCUACCAGGGCUGGCAGGGCAGCAGCUGCCAGGUGCCCGCUGACCCCCACAGUGAUGCCCCUGACCCUCUGGUACCACUGGGACUUGGGGUGCUGUUGCUGCUUGCAAGCUGGUGCCAACCCCUUCUGGACUGA
Molecule: messenger RNA, 882 nt
Organism: Tauraco erythrolophus (red-crested turaco)
Lineage: Eukaryota; Metazoa; Chordata; Aves; Musophagiformes; Musophagidae
Gene: HYAL2
Product: hyaluronidase 2
Biological process (GO): hyaluronan catabolic process; carbohydrate metabolic process
Cellular component (GO): cytoplasmic vesicle
Molecular function (GO): hyalurononglucosaminidase activity; hyaluronoglucuronidase activity
Source: RefSeq, a predicted model, not a curated record